Molecule: messenger RNA, 1006 nt
Organism: Marasmius oreades (fairy-ring Marasmius)
Lineage: Eukaryota; Fungi; Basidiomycota; Agaricomycetes; Agaricales; Marasmiaceae
Exons: 3
Coding region: 105-647 (180 amino acids)
Biological process (GO): phospholipid transport
Cellular component (GO): mitochondrial intermembrane space
Molecular function (GO): phosphatidic acid transfer activity
Source: RefSeq, a predicted model, not a curated record
AUAAAAAAUUGUUCCCCACUGGCACUGCACAGCUCAUCGAGCCUCUACUUUUCACCCUUCAUUGGUGUUUAAUAGGUAUUCCACCGCUAACCUUAACACCGAAAAUGCACUUCGUCAAUCAAACUUUCAAUUACGACCAUCCAUGGUCUCACGUCGUUAUUGGAAUGUGGCACAAGUACCCAAACCCCAAGUGCUCGCAUGUUAUCAGCGUCGAUGUGGUAGACCGGUCAGUGGACCCUAAGACUGGACUCAUUCGAACGGAGCGAAUAUUGGGCUGCAAGCAAAAGGCGCCCAUAUGGAUAGUGAAGCUUUUCGGCGGCUCAGAAGAUGCAUUUGUUCGAGAAAUCUCUUUCAUAGACCCCAAAACGCAGAAUGCGACUAUCAUCUCCGAAAACCUCUCGCUCUCUCAGUUCGCUACAGGUCUGGAACAGAUACAGUACUCCCCCGUUUCCUCCCACCAAACGAUGUUUAGACAGACGGCGGAAAUACAAGCGCGGAUGGCGUUGUGGCGGAGUGCGGCCGAUGGUUUAGAACGAUGGUUGGCUCAGAGGUUCGAGCAAAACGCACAACUAGGCAAAACGGCAUUUACGGACGUCUUACGACAGCUAUGGGAAGAACGACAUAUGCAAGGCGCAACAGCAGCAUAGAGGCCCCGUCGGGGCGUAGACCGUCUUUAUUACGAUCUUUAUGGCUCUUUAUCGGUUUUUCGUUUAGCACACCACUCUCACUUGCAUACCAUGCAGAAUUAUUGUAGAAGUCCAGACCCCUUGACCGCGUAUACAGUUUCCUCUGACACUACUGUUACAGUUACAGUAUCCUAAUAAUUGUAGGCCGCCCACAAAAGAAUACUUGUAAGUAUAGAUCAAGAUUAAAAUCCCCUUCGGACCUAGUGGAUGACACCAUUACAAUGACACCUACUUCCCGUACAAACGCAUAGUAAACCGCUCUCAAGUACUUAGCAGCCGAAGAAAGUUGACGCGUCCCUCACAACACCAUUUCUUUUCCC